This is a messenger RNA of Aspergillus glaucus CBS 516.65, 757 nucleotides long. RefSeq lists its product as uncharacterized. The transcript has a single exon. NCBI's taxonomy places the organism in Eukaryota, Fungi, Ascomycota, Eurotiomycetes, Eurotiales, Aspergillaceae. Bases 270 to 434 code for a protein of 54 amino acids. The record is from RefSeq and is a predicted model, not a curated record.
GUCAAGGGGUUGAGAGCACAUGACAUCUUUGCCAUAGCUAGUCGCCGGUCUGACUCCUCCUUCUGAGGAACUCAGUAACGCUCCCCUCGCUCCAUCUUCUCAAAUCGUCGUUCGCGACGCUCCAUAUCGGCUUGGUGGAUAAGGUUGGGUUUAGGCCGUUGCAGGAUCUGCUUUGGUGCUUCCAGAUAUUGCUUGCUCAUGAUAUCAUCCAUGGGGCUUCAUUGCUCGGGCCAGACCAGCCUCCAGUUCCGCACAUCUAGCCACACAUCAUGGCGAUCAAACCACUUCCUUCCAAUGAUCAAAUCAUGCUGGCCCAGGUCCGCGAUCAGAAAGGGUUGAUUCAAGAAACGUCGUCCGCCAAUAAGCAAGUGGCACACUAUGGCAUGGGUAAUUGCUGCCCCAGCUCGUCCAUCAUACCCUUUGGUACCUAUUGAUGUCUUCAGUCGGUGGGUGGGAAUCUCAAAGAAUUUCGCUAAUUCUAUCUCACGUUUGGUGUGUAUGAAAAGAUAACUGUUUGCUCCAGUGUCGGCCAAGGUAGUCAAGGGGAAGUAUAGUUAAGGGAGGUGUAUGGAAAGAAGAGCAACAGAAGCAAGGAAUCGAACUUAUUGAAUUUAUGAAUUACCCGACAAACUGCAGAAAAUAGAGGUGAUGACUUGUGUCUAUUUCGCUUAAAUACCAGAAUAGUUAUACGCUCUCAAUCAAGCCAGAGAAUGCUAGUUACAUAUAUAUACAACUAAGCAAGACUAAGCAGGCCACU